This is a messenger RNA of Anopheles arabiensis, 1699 nucleotides long. RefSeq names its product zinc finger protein 120-like. Gene Ontology annotation, molecular function: DNA-binding transcription factor activity; RNA polymerase II cis-regulatory region sequence-specific DNA binding. Gene Ontology annotation, biological process: regulation of transcription by RNA polymerase II. NCBI's taxonomy places the organism in Eukaryota, Metazoa, Arthropoda, Insecta, Diptera, Culicidae. The coding region runs from base 137 to 1675 and encodes 512 amino acids. The record is from RefSeq and is a predicted model, not a curated record. The transcript is spliced from 2 exons.
UGGGUUUGUUUACCUCCGCACAGCAGCGGUUUUCGGUUUCGGUCAGUUCAUACAUCCGCAUCCGCUUCAUUGCACGUAAUUCCCCGAGCGCUGCCUUCGUCGUUAUCCCUCCGCCCAUUCGACAGCUCAGCACAAGAUGAGCACUGUCCAGAACACGACGGAAGGCAAUAGGUGCAUCAUUUGCUUGCAGUGUGCAACGACAAUGGUGCCGCUGGACACGAAAGUCGACAUCGCCGGUGUUCCGAUUAGCUGUGAAACCAUGUACUGCAACUUUACUGGACUGCAGGUGAGCAUUGCAAGGUGGGUGUAUCAAGCAGGGAUGCCUUCCUUUAAACUCUUGGAGCUCUUUCAGUACGAUCCAACCACACUUACCGAGGAGCAUUUGGCCCUGAAGCUCUGUUUGGCGUGCCUGUCUCAGCUCAACUCGUGCUACCUCUUUCAAAAGCAAGCGAUCGACAAUUUUUACGAAUGCUUCGUACGAUCGUACGAGAAGCUUACGAUCGAGGUGCAAACAUCCUCUUGCGCUGUGAUCGAGCAAUCGAACAAGCUGGCCGAAAUUUGUCCCGACUUUGAGGAUGAAGAUGAUGGGCCAAGCGGGGACGAGAAGGAGGACUAUGACGAUAAUGCUACAGCAAACCAUCCCUCGCCUUCACCGACUAAACUGGAAGCUGAGAUGGAGAAGGUGGAGGAAGAACAUUUUGAACCCAUUGCCGAACAGAGGCACCCGCCGGAAGAAUCGCAACGCGAACAAACUGUACCGAAGACUGAACCCCAGCAACAGCAACCAAGCAACAGCUGCAAGGAAUGCGCCAGCCUGACCGAACAGCCCAUUUCCUUCCGCAAACACUUUGUGCGCGCUCACUGCACGGUGCGGGCGCACGGGCAGCACCAGUGUACGCUGUGCGGUCGGUGCUUCCAAACCAGGGGCUCCUUCCAUCGGCACAUACGCGUACACACGGGCACGAAGCAGUACGCGUGCCAGUACUGUGCCAAAUCGUUCCACUAUCUGCACCAUCUGCAGGUGCACGAGCGUACGCACACGAACGAACGGCCGUUCGCGUGCGGCCAAUGCGCGAAAACGUUCACCACCAACGAUCGGCUGCAGGUGCACGGGCGGACGCACCAGCUAGCGCUGCCGUACGAGUGUGAGCACUGUCGGAAGCGGUUCAAAACUCGCCCCUACCUUCACCGGCACAAGCAGACCAAGCACGACCGGCCGGCGGAAGCGUUCCGACUCUGCCGGUGCGAGCAGUGCGGCCUGUCGUUUGCGUCACAGUCGGGCCUUACCUAUCACAUGCAGUCGGCGCAUCCGACGCGUCCAAACCAGGGGGCAGGUGUGGCGGCAUCGCUGGCCUAUGAUGGACGCGCCGGCUGGCACGGAGAACCCAGCCAACACCGGUGUGAUGUGUGCGGGGCACAGUUUAAGCAAAAAAUUACCCUAACCCGUCACAGGCUCAGGCACGAUGGAAUACGACCGUUUCGGUGCGACAUUUGCGGCAGUGCCUUCACGCAGAAGGGCACGCUGAAGACGCACAUGCGCACGCACACGGACGAAAGGCCGUACGAGUGUGCGGCGUGCGGCGAACGCUUUCGGUCUGCAGCAGCGCGCCGAACGCACCAGCUGCGACAUCGUUGCCCCGGGCAACAGGCCGACGAACGAUCACAAGAGCAGUGACGAGCAAAGGAGAAGAAUAAAUAA